AUGAAAUUUCCAACCAUACCUCUAACUGCCGCGCUGACGUUGGUUUCCGCAAAGGCGCCGCUCCACGCCCGCGACGACGGUACAGACAUUCCAAACAACUAUGUCGUGACGCUCAAGCAAUCCCUCGACACUACAAAAGUCAACAAGUUCUACAAAUCCCUCAGAGCCACGAGCUUUGGAAAGCCUCCGGGCACUGGUUAUCGCGGCAUCAUCAAUUCGUUUGACAAUGUCGAGUACAGCGCCGUUCAUAUCGAAUGUGAUGACAAGGUCAUUGAUGCUAUUCGAAACAACCCGUCCGUGGAAUCUGUUUACCAGGAUGGAUACGUGUAUGGUCAGCGUGUCAUCCCAGCGCCAGAAGUCGAACCCAGGGAUGACCAGAUCCAGACUACACCACCAUGGGGACUAAGCCGGAUAUCGCAUCGUGAAGCCGGGACGACAAACUAUAUCAGUCAAAAGAGUUUGCGCACAUAUCUCUACUGCCUUGACACUGGUGUCCGGAUCACGCACAAGGAGUUUGGAGGUCGUGCGAUUUGGGGAGCCAAUUUUAUCGACAACUCACCGAACACGGACGAGAAUGGCCAUGGAACGCACACUUGCGCUACAGCGGCAGGUAAUACAGUCGGCGUAGACAAUACCACCACUCCCAUCGCUGUCAAAUGUCUCGACAAGAAUUCUAGUGGGACAUGGUCUGGUAUCCUGGCAGCCAUCGACUGGGCCGUCGGCGACGCCAAAGCCCGCAAGGCCAUCACACGCUCCGUCAUCAACAUGUCGAUAGGUGGAACAACAUUUCAGCCCUUGGACGACCUCGUGAGCAACGCCACGGCCUCGGGCAUGAGCAUUAUCGUCGCGGCCUCCAACUACGGCGCGGACGCAUCGGGCUACUCUCCUGCCCGAGCGCCCGGCGCCAUCACCGUGGCCGCCGUCGACCAGGGAGACGCCCGGCCGCCGUGGUCCAACUACGGAACCAAUGUCGCCGUGUUUGCACCCGGGGUGGACAUUUAUAGUGCCUGGUUCACGGGCGAUGGGGCUUAUGCCACGGAAAGCGGGACUAGUAUGGCUGCGCCGCAUGUUGCCGGACUUGCCGUCUAUCUUAUGUCGCGCGAAGGAAUAACGGGCCCUACCGCGGUCAGGCAGCGGCUGUUGAAGCUGGCCACGACUGGAAAGGUGAAGGAUGGCGGCAAUGGGAGCCCAAACGUGAUCGCUUUCAAUGGAGGAGCCGACUCCUGGCAGUUUUAA
Molecule: messenger RNA, 1236 nt
Organism: Pestalotiopsis fici W106-1
Lineage: Eukaryota; Fungi; Ascomycota; Sordariomycetes; Amphisphaeriales; Sporocadaceae
Exons: 5
Coding region: 1-1236 (411 amino acids)
Biological process (GO): proteolysis
Molecular function (GO): serine-type endopeptidase activity
Source: RefSeq, a predicted model, not a curated record